Ziziphus jujuba (common jujube) is the source of this 2589-nucleotide messenger RNA. Its product is annotated as cellulose synthase-like protein B4. Gene Ontology annotation, cellular component: trans-Golgi network; plasma membrane. Bases 96 to 2363 code for a protein of 755 amino acids. Lineage: Eukaryota; Viridiplantae; Streptophyta; Magnoliopsida; Rosales; Rhamnaceae. Gene Ontology annotation, biological process: plant-type primary cell wall biogenesis; cellulose biosynthetic process. The transcript is spliced from 9 exons. The record is from RefSeq and is a predicted model, not a curated record. Gene Ontology annotation, molecular function: cellulose synthase (UDP-forming) activity; mannan synthase activity.
GCAUUCAGUAUUUAAUUUUAUAUUAGGAGUAGGCGAGUAGCUCAAACAAAACUUUUUGUUUUCCCCUUCGAUACCACUUAGCUCCAACAAAGUCAAUGGCGAAUAAUUCAGACUCUCCUCUAUGCGAAAUAAAAUAUCUAAACAACAACAAGCACAGAUCUCUCAGUCUAAUCGUCUUACUAUUGAAGCUCUACAUCGUUGCUUAUCGUCUUGUCCAUCUUUCUGACCAUGGUUUCCCCUGGUUCAUCGCCUUCCUCUGCGAUUGUUGGUACACCUUCAUUUGGCUUCUCUGGAUCAACAUCGGAUGGACUUCCGUCGAUUACAAAACACACCCACAACUCCUCCUCCAAAGAUUUCCAGAUCUUCCUCGGAUAGAUCUUUUCGUGACGACGACGGAUCCGAUGCUAGAACCACCAAUAACGACAGUAAAUACGGUGCUGUCUCUUAUGGCGGUUGAUUAUCCAGCCGAUAAAUUAGCUUGCUAUGUUUCCGAUGAUGGGUGUUUCCCGAUCACACUAUACUCUCUCACUGAAGCAGCCAAAUUUGCAAGCUUUUGGAUUCCCUUUUGUAAGAAAUACAACCUUCAAGUUAGAGCUCCCUUGCUGUACUUCUCUAGCAAGUCAACAUCUAAAAGUGAUAGCCCGUCCGAGAUUUUCCACGAAGAAGAGAGAAAGAUGAAGAGUUUUAAUUAUUUUUUCCAGGAGGAGUAUGAGAAGCUGAGAGAAAAGAUUGAAGAUGCUGUGCAUGGAAAGGUUCCGAUUGAUCUUUCUGGAGACUAUGCUGUUUUUGCAGAUACACAGAAAAACAACCAUCCUGCUAUCAUCAAGAUUAUUGUGGAGAACAAGGAAAGACUUUCAAAUGGAUUGCCGCAUCUAAUUUACGUUUGCAGAGAGAAGCGUCCAAAUUAUCAACAUCACUAUAAAGCUGGUGCUGUGAACGUUUUGACUAGGGUUUCUGGGGCGAUGACAAAUGCACCAUUUACGUUGAAUGUGGAUUCUGAUAUGUUUGUAAAUAAUCCAAAGAUCAUUAAGCAAGCAAUGUGUUUGUUGCUCGGUCUCAGACAUGAAAAUUGUGCAUACAUCCAAUGCCGUGAUAUCUUCUACAAUGAUUUAAAAGAUGACCCUUUUGGAAACAAUUUUCUUAUUGCUUUUGAAAUACUUGGACGUGGAAUGUCAGGGAUUCAAGGUCCUAUGUUUGGAGGAUCAGGUUUUCACAGACGUGAAGUCAUCUAUGGUUUAACCUUUGAUGAACAUUCACAUCCUAAAGGAAAAAUGAGCUACGAGGAAAUGAAAAGAAAAUUUGGAAAUUCCAUGGAGUUAAACAAACUUGCUGCUCAAACUUUGUCAGGGGAAUCAGAUAUUGAUGGACCCCUAAAUCUUUCAAGUAGAAUUGAGACCGCAUGCCAAGUUGCUAAUUGUGAUUAUGAGCAUGAAACUGAAUGGGGUUCAAAGAUAGGUUGGGUUUAUGGGUCAAUAACAGAAGAUAUUGUAACGGGAAUGAAGAUCCAUUCACGAGGUUGGAGGUCUGUCUUAUAUAUAUCCGAUCCACCAUCCUUCAUAGGAUCUGCACCUCUAGGUGGGCCUACUGUGACAAUCCAAAGGAAGAGAUGGGCCACAGGUCAAUUAGAAGUACUAUUCAGCAAAAACAAUCCCCUAUUUUUAACUCUCAAAGGGAAGCUAAAACUUAGGCAAUGCUUAGCUUACAUGUGGAUUCUCCUGUGGGGUGCAAGCUCUAUUCCUGAGUUGUUCUAUACUUUUUUGCCCAUCUACUCUAUCAUCACCAACUCAUACUUCUUACCCAAGGUUGGUGAAGUUGCUUUUAUAGGAGUUAUUGCAUUGGUUCUCACUCAAAACUUGCAACAUAUUACAUUUUGUAUGGGAUGUGGUCAAAAUUUUCGGGAAUGUUGGAAUGGUAUGAGAAUGAAUCGAAUCACCAACAUGACUAGCUCUUUAUUAGCAUGUUUAAGUUGGAUUCUCAAGUUUUUUGGGAUCUCAGAGACAUUUUUUGAAGUCACAAAGAAAUACCAGCCAAUAGUUAACGACGGAGCUGAUUCUGGUAGGUUCAGCUUUGAUGAUUCAGCAAUGUAUGUGCCCAUCACCACCCUUUUGUUUCUACAUUUGACAGCUUUGUUCAUGCCCUUGUUAGGGCUACGACCAUUGAAUGAUGUUGGUAGGUGUGGUCCGGGACUUUUGGAGUACAUUUUUAGUUUGUUUAUGGUGAUAAGCUAUUGGCCUUAUGUGAGAGGACUAUUUGGAAAAGGAGAACAUGGGAUUCCAUUUUCUACAAAAUGCAAAUCGUCUAUUUUGGUUCUUAUAUUUUUAUUGGUAUGUAAACUAUUUGGAGGAGGUUCAUUGUUUCAUUAACUAUCUACCAGACAGGAUAUUGGUAUGCCAAUGGAAAAAUACCACAUAGUCAAAUAAUUGGCAUGUCAUCUUUAAUUUGUCUGCCACAUAGGAUAUAGGCAAACCAAUUGAAAAAUAACAUGUUGUCAAAUUGUUGGCAUGGCAUCUUUAAUUAAAUGUACAAAUAAAUAAAAUACCCCCCUUUUUAUUAAGGUUCCAAAUUUGGAAUCGUUAAACUUGUGUUAAA